UUGAUUCUGUCCAUUUUUCUUCUACCCUCCCUCCAUUGCUCUUUUCGGUCACGCAAAAAUACAGAAAAGCAUAUGCCAUUGGCAACAAUAAUGUUGCCCGCAGGCCUUGCAUCCCUGCUCCUCAUGUCAAUGGUCUGCCUGUGUCGCCUUCCUUAUUCAUUCGCGGUGGAACCUUAUUCUGAAGACCUGGCUCGCCAAGCUGCUGUUUUCUCUUCCAUCGCCUAUGGAGAUCCGUUUCUUGUCAGCCAAAACAAAUUUUACAACAGCUCCUGCCAGCUUCCUGGCUUCACCGUUCUACAUACAUAUCAAUCCCAGCCGUUGGAUCAUGAUGCCUUUGGUUACAUCGGUGUGGACAAAGAGGAGAAGCUGGUGGUAGUCGCUUUCAAGGGGAGCAAUGACACGGAGGACUAUAUCACGGAUCUAAUCGGAUCGCUGCACUAUCACUUCUCAUGCGUUAUCGAAGGCGUAGAUUUAGGACACACGCACCACGGAUUUUGUGCGUUUUAUACUUCAUUGGUGACGUUGGGGUUGGCGGAGGAGGUCGCCGCCUUGGCGGCGCGAAUGGGAGAGGAGUACACUGUGCUCGUGACUGGCCACUCUUUGGGUGGCGGGGUGGCAUCCCUCUGCGCCGUGGACCUGGGCAAGCGCCUGAACGUAUCCUCCCUGCUUUAUACCUUCGGGGAACCCCGUGCCGGGGACGUUGGGUUCGCAACGGCUGUCGCGGAAUAUACCCGGGGUAGCUACCGCCUGGUCCACGCCUCGGACUGCGUCCCACAUUUGCCGCCUUGUUGUGGUGGAGUGGAUGGGGGGCAUUGCGCGGAGGUGGCGGACUGCCCUUUCCACCAUGGGCAAGAAAUUUGGUACGACGACGACAUGAGCGUGGGGGCACAAUACGUGGCAUGUCCCGGGGAUGAGGAUGAGGAUGUGUGUAGCAACGGCUCGAUAAGCAGCGUGGAGGACCACCAUUACUACUUCGGGGAGAGGCUCGGAACCUGGUGCUGCUUUCCACCGCCUCCGUCCGAGAGGUCUUCUGAGAUGGAGAGAAAGCAUACAAUGAUUGAGCAGAGAAUCAAGACCUUGGAGAGUCAUGGUCGAAUGUCGAGGAGCGAGGCGGAGAGAACGGGAGUUACAGCUGUGGUAUGAUAAAUCAUAUGGUUAAGAUGUGUACGAAGGAACUGUGGAAAGAAGAGGGAGCUCAUCGUUUUCUAAAGGAAAAAGAAAAGCCAAGCCGUGUUCGC
This is a messenger RNA of Nannochloropsis gaditana CCMP526, 1238 nucleotides long. Its product is annotated as lipase family protein. The record is from RefSeq and is a predicted model, not a curated record. Bases 73 to 1143 code for a protein of 356 amino acids. The transcript has 4 exons. Gene Ontology annotation, biological process: lipid metabolic process.